Sturnus vulgaris (Common starling) is the source of this 5843-nucleotide messenger RNA. NCBI's taxonomy places the organism in Eukaryota, Metazoa, Chordata, Aves, Passeriformes, Sturnidae. The record is from RefSeq and is a predicted model, not a curated record.
UGCCCUGGGGAGAGGCGGCUCGGGCGGGAAGGGAGCGGUUUCCCCUCCGCAGUGCCCCUCACCCGCAGUCUGUAACUCUUGCUUUGGACUCUUAAUAAAGCGUGUGGUGGGACCAUAAAAGUGGGAUACUAUACGUUAGUGCGGAUUGUCGUUUUUUUUCUGUUGUCCCCAAAUAGAGUAGUUUCCGUUGGUGGGACAGUCGUGGCACGUCGGUGAAAUCCCCUGUAGGAAGUCGUCUGUGGUAGUUCUUAAGGCAUUUGUGUAUUUUCCUUUAACCUUCUUACUGAGGUGGCUUUGAUUAACGGCGAAUGCUUCAGAGUUGUGAAUGCACACCCUGCAGUUUUCAGCCUAUUUUAAAUUAUUCGUUACUUCUGAAUAUUAGUGAGACCGUGCAGUUAGCUGAGUUUUGUAUGCCCACAAACGUUUGUAAGAGAACAUAAGUGUGCCGUGUGAGAAAGGUUAAGAGUGUAUGUGGCACAUCAGCAUAUACUAGAGACACUUGUUUGUGACCCACUUUCUUUGCUGAAAACACUUUGUUUUCUAGUUGAGGUUUUUUUUAGGCCUAUGUGCCAGGCAGAAACUGUCGAGGAAGUUUCCUCAUGAUAAAACGGAUGUUGUAGGGAGGAGGUGGAUGAUUUUUAUUUGAUGGUAUUUUCAAGCUUAAUCAACCUGAGAGAGCCUCCUAAGCCUACGGUACAGUUCAAAGGCUACAUCACAAGCCCUUAGAUUCUUCAUGUCAAUCACAGCUGCUGCAAAUUAACCUUUUUGCUAUCUAGUGCCAAAUUAAUUUGUGAAAACUGUAUAGCUUGUUGGCAGUGCCAGUCCAAAUCUUGGUGCCAAUGGUUCACCCUUGUUGCAUAAGAACACUCCUUAGAUGUUGCAGAUAAUGGCCAAAUCUGUGCUUUUCUUUGUAAGAAAAGACUUUUCUACAGUCUCUGUUAUUUAAUGAGUUCAUUGUUGAUUGGUGCUUUUUUAAGUUAACGUGUGAGCCUAAUAGGAAGACAGACCUGCAUUAAUAACAGGCCUGGCUGUCUUUGCCACUAAGCUAUUCAACAAUGUUUGCUUUUCUCAGAUCAGGUAUUUCUCAUUUGAUGCAUGUCUGACAUGAAGGUCAUGUUGCUGUUCAAGCGAACUAGAGAGAAUUUAAUUACAAAUACAACAGUCGGAGGAAAGCUGAAAGGACUGGAAUGAACACUGACUGCCAUUAACAUAUUAGUGUAAUUUUCACUAUCAUGAUAGAAACGUGGAUAGUUUAAGCCUAUGAUGUUUAUAUUAAGAUCUGAAGUAUUGCUUGUGAAAUCAUUGUCAAAAGAUGUUUGAUUCAUGUAGGAAACUAGAUGGGAACUUUUUGACUUUAUCCCAUGUAAGUCACUAUAAUCUCUGCUAAUUGAUAUGUACAUUAAAAUGAUGCCAAAGUGAUCAAGAUAGGCUAACUACUCUGAUGUGUUUCAAAAUAUUAUUGACUUUGGUAUGGACAGGCACAUAAAAUUAGCUGGAAAUGGCUAUUCUGAAUUUCUAGCAAUACUGUGAGAUGUUGAAAUCAGUAGGGUGAUAGUAUUUCUGAAGGUCAGGUCUGGUGAAGCGGGUUACAUUGUUUUUUUCUUAAGUAGUGGAAAGAAAAAGGCAUUCUGAAAGGCCAUUCUUUUUCCAGAUGUAAUGAAUGUGAGAGAUGAUAGGUCUCCAGCCGUCUUCUAGAUACAAUUCUGCCAUCUGUCACUUGAACAGGGAAAAGUGUUUAAUGAGUCUUUAAUGAAACUUUGUGAUUGCAAAUCCUUACCUUAUUAGAGGUAUGGUGUGUAUUGAUUCAGGUACCCUUGAGAAGUGCACUUCUACAGUCCAUGCUCCUCUAGAGUAAGGAUGUCCCUUUCAGGAGUGCACCAUGGGACAAACGCUGGGCUGGGAGAACUCCAUGCUGGCAGAUGUUCUGCAACAGCUGUUUUGUGCCUGUUGAUCUUGAGCAAUGCAGCUCAGCACUGCAGUGAUAGCACUGCACUGGGUUCUGGGGACAAGGACACCAGCCUGAGAGAUGCUGCAACGUUUUGAGCCAAACUCAGUUUUAGUUUGGACUGCAGACUCUGCUGCUCUGUUGUCUAUAGACUGUGGUGUGGUAGCCCAGGCAUCCCAAGCUGCCAGGUUUUUAGCUCCACUCUCUUCCCAUGGAGCCUAUUUCACACACAGUUCCACCUCAACUGUUGAGUGCUAUUCUAUACCCUUCUGGUAACAGUGUGAUCUUCAGAGUUUCAUAGAGCAUAUAAAAACCUGAAUCUCAGAUGGAUGUGAAAAAGUAGUAUAACUUUCUUUUGAACAUAAGUAAAAUAGAAAUAAUAAUUUGAUGUUACUUUAAAUUGUCGGUUAAGUGUGGCAUCUGGCUAAUGAGACUGUGCAGAAUACGUUGCAGGAACGUGGAAGUUCAGGAGGUGAUUAAUCCGGAGAAGUCUAAACCAAGCAGAAGCUCUUCCCUAUUUACUCAGUUGUAGACAAAACCCUCUCUUCACACAAUUGUGUAGGAGCUCUUAGAAGUCUGAAAACAUUAUCACAUUGCCAUAAGAAUUACUCCAACAGUCUCAAGCCUUUAUUUCUGAGCCCGUGAUGUUUUUAUUCUCAGAAAAAGUCCUCAUGCAAAGUGUUACACAGCUGUCAUGCUAGCAGAGCUUGAUGGAAAUGACACAGUGAAGAGAACCCUCUAACACUGUUCAGCGGAGUUGAUUUUAACACUGGAGUAGCAGCAAGAGUGCUUUUUGAAAUAGUAAUCUCAUUUCAAUUUUAAAUGUAUUAUUGUAUCUUGCUUGUGAUAGUAUCACUGCACUGUUGUAGUGUUACUGAGUGAUCUGGAGAGAGCAGCUGGAAAGGUUUUCUGGGAUGGGAGGUUGUGACUCUCACACCCUUCUGGCUAUGUCCCAGUACUGUGCAUGAGUAGAGGGGAAGUUGGGUGUGUUGUUACUCGGGGCUUUCUUACAGUACCCGUCCUUGGAAUGGGCUGCCAUGUGGAAAUCGGCUUUGGGUGGACUGCUCUUCAGAAAUUCUAUGUCACUAGUAGAUUUGGGAAAGAAACUUUUAGAAGCUGCACGAGCAGGUCAAGAUGAUGAAGUUCGCAUUUUGAUGGCAAAUGGAGCACCUUUUACCACAGAUUGGUUGGGAACAUCUCCACUUCAUCUAGCAGCACAGUAUGGACACUACUCCACCACAGAAGUGUUGCUGCGGGCAGGUGUGAGUCGGGAUGCCAGAACCAAAGUGGACAGAACUCCAUUACAUAUGGCAGCAUCAGAAGGCCAUGCCAGCAUAGUAGAAGUCUUACUUAAGCAUGGUGCUGAUGUCAAUGCGAAGGACAUGCUUAAAAUGACUGCACUUCACUGGGCUACUGAACAUCACCACCAAGAAGUUGUAGAACUCUUGAUAAAGUAUGGAGCAGAUGUUCAUGCUCAGAGUAAAUUUUGCAAAACGGCAUUAGAUAUUGCAGUAGACAAUGGAAAUGAAGACAUUGCAGAAAUAUUACAGAUUGCAAUGCAGAACCAAAUCAACACGAAUCCCGAGAGUCCAGACACUGUGACGAUACACGCAGCCACACCGCAGUUCAUCAUUGGACCUGGAGGGGUGGUGAACCUAACAGGUCUGGUAUCUUCUGCAAAUACAUCCAAUAGAACAGAUGAAACAGGAGUGUCUGCUGUACAGUUUGGAAAUUCAUCAACAUCAGUAUUAGCUACGUUGGCAGCUUUAGCAGAAGCAUCAGCUCCAUUGUCUAAUUCUUCGGAAACACCAGUUGUGGCCACAGAAGAAGUUGUGACUGCAGAAUCCGUGGAUGGGGCCAUUCAGCAAGUGGUCAGUUCUGGAGGUCAGCAGGUCAUUACCAUAGUUACAGACGGCAUUCAGCUGGGUAACCUGCAUUCCAUUCCAACCAGUGGGAUAGGGCAGCCCAUCAUUGUGACCAUGCCAGAUGGGCAGCAAGUGUUAACAGUUCCAGCAACAGACAUUGCUGAAGAAACUGUAAUAAGUGAAGAACCGCCAGUGAAGAGACAGUGCAUUGAGAUUGUUGAAAAUCGUGUGGAGUCUGCAGAAAUAGAAGAAAGAGAAACUCUUCAGAAACAGCUGGAUGAGGCAAACAGAGAAGCACAAAAAUAUCGUCAGCAGCUUCUAAAGAAGGAGCAAGAAGCAGAGGCCUAUCGGCAGAAGUUAGAGGCAAUGAACCGCCUCCAGACUAAUAAAGAAGCUGUUUAAUAAAAAAUGAACACACUGCAAAGCCUGUUACUUUCAAAAACCUGCAGUACAAUCUUGAACUGUACACUAUAUAGGUACAGCCAUGGGAUUUCAUGAUAGAGAAGAUGCUACAAGUUGAUAACUGGACUUAAGCCGUGAGCUCUGAUUAAUUUCUUGUAACAUAAAAACUCUGAAUUUAGAAAUUGUGAAAAGUAUUUAAAAUGAAAUACUGUAAAUAGUUGGUUUUUUUACAGUUUCAAAAUGAGUUGAUAAAUCUUUUUGAAGGGAUCCAGAAACAUGAAAAGCCAAUGUUUUUGUGAAAUUUUUGAUUUUAGUAUGAAUCUAACUUCUGAAAAACAGAACAGUUUUAAGGGUGAUGUUGAUUUAAGCUGAUAAUUUGAAAUUUGAUUAUGUGACAAAAUUAAUUAACAGUUAUUUCUACAUGAUAACAGCUCAACUUCUCUGAAUAAGACAUUUCCAGGUGGAAAUCUUUGUACAGCUUUAAGUAGUUGUCUCAGAUUCUCUGAAAACCAUUUUUGGUUCUUUUUUUUAUUUUAGGUGGUGAAAUUUUUAUAUUUAAUUUCAGAUAUAUCCAAGUAGAUUUACAUGUAUAUGAAGCUAAUAUUUUUUAAACUUUUCAGUUUGUACAUAUGCUGCAUGUUUUUAUAAUUUCUACACAUACAUCUUGCAUAGGUAUUUUUCAGCAAAGAUGAGAAAAAUUAUGAGAAAAAUGUUUAGCCUAUAGGUCAUUUGAAGUAAGCUAGCAGCCAGUUUUAUUGUGGAUGGUAUAUUUCUUGGAAGAAUGUAAUUUGUAAUUAAGAAGAACAAAAAAGUAUCUUAAUUUACAUAUUAAGAGGCAAAAUUUGGUAGUGGAGGCAUUGAAACUUCACUUUGUGUGUCUUACAAUUUUCCUGUACAAACAUUUUAAAGUUCAGUAAUGACUAGAAAAGAAUGUCUCCACUGGAACACAAACAGUAGCUAUCUUAGAAUGUCCCUAUUGGUCUCUCUUCCCCAAUAGCCUUGAAAUUACUUCAGUGAUGCAUUUUUUUAACGGACUUUUGCAUUUUAAUUACGCAAUUGGACAGGUAAUUUUUUAUGUUGUUGUGAUGCUCUUCCUACCCAGCAUCAUCGUUGCUCACUGUGAUACUGUGUUUGUGUGUGUCUGUGCAGUGAUCUAUUAUGCUUAAAAUUUAUAUGGCACGUUACAUCUCCAGAGCAUUGUAAAAUCUUUUAAAGAACCCUUACUGCACUGCCUGUGGCAGGUAAGUGAGUGUUACUGUCUCAGUUUUAGAACUGGUUUAAGUGCAACACGAGGGAGUGUGAAAUGACUGGCUUAACACCGUGUGAACCUGUGGUCACCUGGGAAUGGAUCUCAGGAGUUCCUGGCUUCUAGUCCUGUGCUUAGACUGAGCUGCCUUAAGAUUGUUCAGUGCUGUGUUACAUUAAAUUUUGAACUACUGUGCAGAUCCGUUUUCUGUAAGAUAAAACUUUGUGCUUUGCUUUGUUGUUCCAUGUUCACUGCUUUUAUGGAAUUGUUUAUAUAAAGUUAAGCAAAAGGUCUGGUUUAUCUAUACUGUACACGGAAGAAUUACCCUUAAAACUGUACUCUGGCCUACUUUUUCUAUUUUACAAUUAAAUAUCUUUUCCACAUA